Messenger RNA from Ogataea angusta, 1203 nucleotides. RefSeq lists its product as uncharacterized. Lineage: Eukaryota; Fungi; Ascomycota; Pichiomycetes; Pichiales; Pichiaceae. Gene Ontology annotation, cellular component: Golgi membrane; endoplasmic reticulum; COPII-coated ER to Golgi transport vesicle. The coding region runs from base 1 to 1203 and encodes 400 amino acids. Gene Ontology annotation, biological process: endoplasmic reticulum to Golgi vesicle-mediated transport; retrograde vesicle-mediated transport, Golgi to endoplasmic reticulum. The record is from RefSeq and is a predicted model, not a curated record. The transcript has a single exon.
AUGGGCCGCGGACCAAGCAUUUUGCGGUUUGACGCCUUUUCCAAGACCGUCGACGACGCGCGCGUCAAGACGACGUCGGGCGGGAUCCUGACACUCGUGUGCAUUCUCACGACGCUGCUGCUGCUGGUCAACGAGUACACGGAAUACUCGCGCAUCGUGACCCGGCCCGAGCUUGUGGUGGACCGCGACCGCAACAAGAAGCUCGAGAUCAACCUCGACAUCAGCUUCCAGAACAUGCCGUGCGACCUGCUCACGCUGGACAUCAUGGACCAGUCCGGGGACAUGCAAUUGGACCUGCUGUCGUCUGGGUUCAGCAAGAUCCGUCUCGACAGGCAGGGCAACGAGAUCGGGCAAGAGAACAUGCGCGUGAACCAGGAGUUUGCGCUCACGUCGUCGGACCCGGCGUACUGCGGCUCGUGCUACGGCGCGGCGGACCAGUCGCGCAACGACGAGCUGCCGCAGGACCAGAAAGUUUGCUGCAACUCGUGCGAGUCGGUCAAGCAGGCGUACGCGCGCAACGCGUGGAAGUUCUACGACGGCAAGGACAUCGAGCAGUGCGAAAAGGAGGGCUACGUAGACCGGAUCAACGCGCGGCUGGACGAAGGGUGCCGGGUGCGCGGGACAGCCGAGAUUGCGCGGAUCGGGGGCAACCUGCACUUUGCGCCGGGCAGCUCGAUGAACUUCAACGAAAAGCACGUGCACGACCUGUCGUUGUACGACAAGCACUCGGGCAAGUUCAACUUUGACCACACGAUCAACCACUUCUCGUUCGGCCUGGACGACCACAGCGUCGCCGACUACAAGACAACGCACCCGCUGGACGCGACGGGCCACAAAGACGGUCAGAAGUACCACGUGUACUCGUACUUCCUCAAGGUGGUGAACACGCGGUACGAGUUUCUGGACGGACGCAAGGUGGAGACGAACCAGUUUUCUGCGACACAGCACGACCGGCCGUUCCGGGGCGGCCGCGACGAGGACCACCCGAACACGAUCCACGCGCAGGGCGGGCUGCCGGGGGUGUUUUUCCACUUUGAGAUCAGCCCGCUGAAGAUCAUCAACCGCGAGCAGUACAACAAGACGUGGAGCGCGUUUGCGCUGGGGGCGUGUGCGGUGGUCUCGGGCGUGCUGACGGUGUUCACGCUGCUGGACCGGACGAUCUGGGCGGCCAACCGUAUGCUCAAGGACAAGAAAGAUACGUAG